AUGAGUGAGGCGGCUGUUGAGCCUUCAAAUCCAAAAAUUAAACAUGAUUGGUAUCAAACAGAUGCUCAAGUAAUUGUAACAAUUUUGCUCAAGAAUGCUCCAAGUGACAAAGUGAAAGUUCAUUAUGGCGACCGAAGUGUUUCGGUAUCGAGUGCAAUUCCUAAUUCAGAGUCUGAGUACAGUCUAGAGCUGGAGCUGGCUCAUGAGAUUGUUCCUUCCAUGUGCACUCAUGUGGUAACUCCUUCAAAGAUAGAGGUAAAACUACGGAAGAAAGAAGGAAUCCGUUGGACAUUGCUUGAGGGCGAAGGGAAGGAGGAAAAAAUCAAGGCUAUACCACAAGCUGUAAUUGAUGCAUCGGGACCACAGCAGCCACCAAAGCUAUUUAGAAAAGACUGGGAUAAAAUAGAAAAAGAUAUUAAAAAGAUGGAAGAAGAAGAAAAACCAGAAGGUGAUGCAGCUUUAAAUGCUCUAUUUCAAAAAAUCUAUGGCGAAGGUUCUGAUGAAGUGCGUCGUGCGAUGAACAAAAGCUUCGUGGAGUCCGGAGGUACUGUACUGAGCACUAAUUGGAACCAAGUGUCCAAGGAGAAGGUUGAUGUGAAGCCGCCAGAUGGAUUAGAGUUUAAGAAAUGGGAAAACUAA
Molecule: messenger RNA, 639 nt
Organism: Parnassius apollo (apollo)
Lineage: Eukaryota; Metazoa; Arthropoda; Insecta; Lepidoptera; Papilionidae
Source: the annotation of a GenBank genome assembly